Pelodiscus sinensis (Chinese soft-shelled turtle) is the source of this 2724-nucleotide messenger RNA. RefSeq names its product MKRN2 opposite strand (gene MKRN2OS). The record is from RefSeq and is a predicted model, not a curated record. NCBI's taxonomy places the organism in Eukaryota, Metazoa, Chordata, Testudines, Trionychidae.
GCGCCCGGGGCCCCCGGGGAACUAUUCACAAGCGGGCUGAGCCAUAGAGCCAGCGGGAGAGGCCAGAGCGCCGCUUCCGCGAACCAUAGAGCUGCCUGCCGGGAGCUAGAGCGCCCCCCUCCUCAGCCAUUGGCACGGAGGCCGCCCUCUGCCCACGUCAUAGACACCAGGCCUGGAAGGCCGCCCGCUAGGCCGCGACCCCAAGGCUGCCCGGCCCCGCCCACCGACGUAGGUAGCUGCAGAGCGCUGCCCCUGCGCCCUGGGCGAGGCAGCCCCGUUUGGUAGACUCAGUGGUGCCAGCAGUGCAGUGGGCCUAAGGCGAGCUCCCUGGCUCCGGGGCAGAGGCCCAGGCAGGAGCUAGUCCAUGAGAGGAGCCACUUUAAAACCAGCUCCCCUGGCGGGCCAGCGGCCUGCCGCCCUGCCCUGUUGUUUCUGAUACUGAGGCGGCAGCAGGGCAAGUGUGAGCUCCCCGGUCUGGUGCAAGCUGGGAAUGAGCCAGGCUGCCUGCCUGGCUCCUAAUACACUUUAAAUACAGGGCUGCAGCGAGGGUAGGGCCUGGAUCCAGCGUGAACCAGGACUGAGCCAGGCUGCUGGCCAGCUUGCUAAAAAAUUAACUGGGGGGGGGCAGUCUAUAGCAUUAAUUUGUAAGAUUUUGCUGAUCAGUUAAUUGAUUAUAUUAUUAUAUCCCUAGUUGUCAUAGUGGGAUAUUCAGCUGCAUAGCCAUGCCUCUGCAUAGGAGCCUAAAGGAAAUGCCGGUUGCUUCCAGGAGCCACCUGGGGUAAACAGUGUCUAGAAUCUGCACCCCUCCCUUCUGCUGUACUCCCUCCCUCCCCCCACACACACACACCAAAACUCCCUCCCAGAGCUCUCACCCCAGCUCCUCAGUCCCAACCCAGAACCCACACCCUCAUUUCCAGUCCUACUCCAUAGCUUGCACCCUCUGCCAUAGCCCUCAUCCUCUGCACCAUAAUCUCCAUUACAAUCCCAAACCCCCACCCACACUCUGAACUUCUCAUCUCCAGCCCCACACCAGAAUCCCUGGAAUCACACCAGGGUUCAGUUUGGCCCUGUAUCUAUUACAUUAGCUUAUAAAGCAAAUGAUAGUGAAGAUUGCUAUGUAUAGACACAAAAUUCAAGCUGAAAUAGAGAUAACCGCUUUAGAUUAUUACUAGAAAAGCAACAUUAUGGACAAUACCAUUCUUGGAACUGAGAAAUCUUUUUUGUUGUUUUAGAGUCUACAGAGAGGAGAUGUUGCAAACAAUUCAGCUUUAAUAUCAAGGAACAAAGCUUGUUCAACCUAUAUUUUCUGUACUGUUGAUGAGCAUUUAUGUUCUUGUAUACUAAAUGCUAAUUGUAAAACCUAGCAGGUACAGAGACCUAGAGGGGAAGAUCGAGAACUGAACCAAAGCAAAACCAUGUAUAUAUUCUCACUGUAAAACUUCUCAACCCAAUUCUUAAUAUAAUAUUAAAAUGAGCACUAGCUCUUUAAGAGGUUGUCUGAACACUGUCUCCAGUUACUAAUUAUCCUAACAGUGAGUGGUUAAGUGGGCUGUCAGUCUGUAUGACAUCACUGAAUAACAUCCAUUCCUAAUGCAGUGAUCCACCUGAACCCUGAGUGAGAUUGUUGUAGGCAGCUAAAGAAGGUAGUUUCAGAAAGCUUCUAUUUGUACAAGUAGUUGGCGAAAACAAUGCAGUCCUUGGACUCAGAGAAAGGUUUAGUUAAGUUCAGCCAUUGUAAGAAGGACAUAUUUUGCUCCUGCGUGCCCGAGCUCUGCCCUAUUUGUGGGCAGAGUCUAAACUUCAGGAGAUUAGAAGAUGCACCUGUCAGCAUUCCUAGCCCUUUUGUCAACGGACAUAGGCAGAAAUGUUCAUUUUUACUUACACCUACUACAGGAACAUUUCUUAGAGGAUACAAUGGAAGCUCUGAUCUCCAUGUCGGAAUAACCAAUACUAACGGUUUGGUGUAUAAUUACAAUGAAACGGGGGUUCAUAGAGUUGAACAUGGGUGGGAACAAUGCAUUAGUAUUUUACUAGUGCAGCCAGACAUGUAUGGACUGCUUAACCAGUGGGAUAAGUACCUAGAAGAAUUCUCUACUGGAGAGGCCUGGUUUUUUCACAGGUAUGAUGAACACCACCACAACUGUUACACCUACGCGCUAACAUUUAUUAAUUGUGUUUUGGCUGCACAAGGUAAGCAGCCAACAAGUAAAAGUGAAUUCACAGAAAGAUUUGUGAUACCACAGACAAGGAAAGCUUCCAAGUAUAUCACUCUGUACCAGGAGGUAGCAGAAAAUUAUUUCUACAUUAGUGACAGCCCUGAUCAAGAAAAGAACAAUUCUGAAGAGGACAAACUGUUACCUUAAAACAAUCCUAUUAUGCAAUGAAAACAGAUCUACAGAUAGGAAGCCUUUGGAUCCAAGUUUCUCCUUCUUCUACCUGACAUGCACUCCUGCAGUAUUUGAACACACACUAGAACUCUGAUACAUCACAGAAGAGGAUCAUCCUUUUCACAUCUCUCUUGAGGUAUUAACAGGAGACAAGCUAACAAUCUGUAAAUAUGAUUGAGAAGAAAAAGACUUGCACAAGAGUGUUCUGGGAUUCAUAGAACCAUAAAGCUGGAAGAGACUUCAGAAGGUCAUCAAGUCCAGCCCCUGCUCUAGGCAAGACCAAUUCCAACUAAAUUAACCCGGCCAGGGCUUUGUCAAGCCGAGACUUAAACACCUC